This is a messenger RNA of Grosmannia clavigera kw1407, 1209 nucleotides long. RefSeq lists its product as uncharacterized. The transcript is spliced from 2 exons. The coding region runs from base 1 to 1209 and encodes 402 amino acids. The record is from RefSeq and is a predicted model, not a curated record. Lineage: Eukaryota; Fungi; Ascomycota; Sordariomycetes; Ophiostomatales; Ophiostomataceae.
AUGGCGGUCACCUUGCCCAUCACAGAUCCGAUCCUAGCCUCGCUGGCAGAGCUAGAACCCAGCAGCAACAAUGACGAGCCGGGCUUUGGCCUGUACGACCGUCGCAGGCGGGACGGAGAGGCAGCCGAAGAGCACGACGGUCACGUGUACGAGGACCUACGCGGCGCGCGAGCGCGACGGCUGUUCUGGCUCGAGUUCGACGCGCUGGAGCAGGAGGCAGUGGAGCCGUUGCCGCCAGGCGCGCCGACGUCGCUGCGGCAGUUUGGGCAGCUGCCAGCCGAGAUCCGCCUCCAGGUUUGGGCGGCGGCGCUGCGUCAGCAGAGGCGCGUGAUCACGGUCACGUGCCACUCAGCAGACUCGACGUACUUGUCCGGAGUGCCGGGGCAGUGCGUCUACGACCGGAUGUCGCCACAGCGCUGGUCGCCGGCGCUGCUGCCGGUGCUGUUCCGGGUCAGCCGUGAAGCCCUGGCCGAUCUGGCAGAGGCGCCGGCGCGCAUCUUCACGGCCGGCCAUCAGCCCGUCAGCUCGCCCGAGACUCGCGACCGGCCGCAGCACAGCCUCACCAGCAUUCCGAAGAACACGUACCGGCGGCCUGGAGGUCAUGGCUGCCUCUUCAACUUCGAGACCGACGUGUUGCUGCUCCAGGGCGACCUCGAGCCGCACGACGACGCCGCCACUACAUCCAUGGUCUACUUUUUGUCCAGGGACGAUACCCGCCGCGUGCGCCACGUUGCCUGCUCUGCCAUUGCUCUCGGUGUCGGUCGCCUGCAACCCGAGCUGCUGUUCGCACGCCUCUUCCCCAUCGUCGACCGCUUCCACAUCGUCGACCGCCUCGUCGUCGUCACGCCCCCCACAACGGCUGGCAACGAUGGCGACGACGGCGACGACAGCACUGGCUGCGGCUCCCAACACCAGAAAAAGCCGAUCCGGUACGACGACAUCUGCCAGCAGGUGUGGAGCCGCUGGACCAACAGCCAGAACAUGCCGCAGCUACUAGGCGCUGUAGACGGGGAAGCAGAUGGCCAGGAGGGCAGCACGGUCGUUGGUAGCAACGAGAACAGCAACGGAAACAGCAAUGCCAACGGGAAUGCUACCAACAACAACGACAUGCUGGCCACCCUCUACUACUCGCCCAGCAGCCGCAAGGACCGGAUCCGCAUCAUCACAGUACCCCAAGACCAGCUUCAGGCCUAUGUUGCUGACAGGUAG